AUGAUAAUGCUGCUUUACUAUGGGGUGCAGCAAAAGCCAUACUUUAAAGGGAAAAUGGCAGCCAAGCAUCCAGCUCUCCCUGACAUGCAGAGAGUUUCCCGGCCACUACAGAACGAGGACCAAGGCCCAGCACUGCAGCCCCCUGUCCAGCCCUCGAGACCUCCCCAAGUCCAGCUCCCGAGGAGGAACGACAGCAAUCUCCGCAUGCUUGAGGACCAACUCCUCUGUCCCUUUUGCCGAGAGGUGUUCUGCAACCCGGUCACCAUCACCUGCGGUCACAACUUCUGCAUGAGCUGCCUCCAAGGUUUCUGGAACCACCAGGCUGCCAUGGGUGAGAAGCUCUAUUGCCCCCAGUGCCGAGAGGGCUACCCCUCCAGGCCCUGCCUCUGUAAGAAUGUCAUUCUGGGGGAGAUGGUGGCCAGCUUCAUCCAGGCCAAGGGCCAGGCCUCAGGGUCCUUGUGGCCCCUGGCUCGGUCCCAGGACGUGGCCUGCGACUUCUGUUCCACCCCAAAGCUCAAAUCUGUCAAGUCAUGCCUGCAGUGCGUGGCCUCCCUGUGCGAGAAACACCUGCGCAGCCACUUCGAGGACCAAAUGUUCAAGGACCACCAACUGCUGGAGCCCGUGUGGGAUCUCAAGAACUGCUUGUGCCGGAAGCACCACAGUCUGCGGCAGAUGUACUGUCGCACGGAAGGCUGCUGCGUGUGUGGGGUCUGUCUACUGGAAGAGCACAAGAACCAUGACGUCACCUCGCUGGAGGAGGAGCGCGCCCACAAGGAGGUCGAGGUUCAAAAAGUCCAGGACACUGUGGAGAACCAGAUGCUGAUCAUCACUGCUGACAGCCGGAAGCACCAGGGCCGGGUGGCCUUUCUCUCGAAACUGAUCCAGACAAUGAGACAUGAGGUGAACACCUGCUUCUCGGAGAUCAUCCAGGAGGUCAAACGGCUGCAGGUGAGGAUCUUGGAUUUCAUGGAGAAGGAGGAGGCAGCCGCCCUGGAGAAGCUGAGCAGCUCCAUACAGCAGAGCCACAACCGGCUCCAGAAGCUGAAGGGAGACAGCAUCUGGCUCCACACCCUGCUCAUCAACCAGAGCAACCAGCAGUUUCUGCAGGAGUUCCCCAGGCUGAAGCAAUUCUCAGCCCACAUGGAACCCCUUAUGGGCAUCAACUGUGAGGAAAUGCAGAGCUUCUCCCAGCUGCCAGAGACCCUGGCUGAGCUCCGGACCCGGAUGCUGGACGUGGGCCUCAGCUUCCUCAACCAGCUCCUUCUGAAGGGCAUUAAGAUGAGCUCCUAUGAGGUGCUGCCCACAGCUGUGGACAGGAAGACCCUCCUCAAGUGUUACUGCAACCUGAACUUCGACCCCACCACAGCAGGCGAGGAGCUGUUCCUCCUCAAGGAGACCCACUCGGUGCUGAACCUGGGCAUCCACCUGGAGCCCCCGAGACAGGGCGGCCCGUUCCCGGGCUUCAAGCAGUGGCCACAGGUGCUGUGCUCGCGCGGCCUGUCCGAGGGCCGCCACUACUGGGAGGUGGAGGUGUCCAACUCGUGGGUGUGCCUGGGCGUCACCUACCGCCCCCGAUCCCCGCUCCGCGGCCGCGCGCGCUGCAGCGUGGUCUAUCUGCUGGGCCGCAACCCCUACUCCUGGUGCCUGGAGUGGGACUCGCUCAAGUUCUCGGUGUGGCACGACAACGCGCAGACGGUGCUGCGCGGCGCCUACCACCGCACGCUGGGCGUGGCGCUCGACUGGAGCGCCGGCUGCCUGUCCUUCUACGGCCUGGCGGGUGGCGCCAGCCUCCUCUACCGCUUCCUGGCCGCCUUCCUCGAGCCGCUCUACCCCGCGCUCAUGGUCAGCAGCGGCGCCUCGGCCACUCUAAAGCAGCGCCCGGACCCCGAGCUGCAGGCGGCGGCCGUCCAUAAAUAAAGCCGGACUUAUCUAAGCGCUGGCUGGCGCGCUGGGGAGUCGCCGGCCCUGCGCUGUCCCACCUCCCAAAACGCAGGCGACCCUUCCUCACCACAGCCACAGGAGGGCUCUGAAUCCGGCUGGAGUUCCCCAAGUCACGGUGCGGGACGGGGAGGGGAGGCAGUCUUGUGGCCUUGUGGGUGGGGGGGUUCCACAGCCCGCUCCCAACCCUCAUCCCAGCAGAAGCCCGGCCUUGGCUCUACGGGCUGCUCUUGGCUACUCGGCGCUGCAGCCUGUCCCAAAGGCCUUGUCGUCUGAGAGUGGGCAAAGCUUGGGCCAGGUGGUCAGACUGAGAGGUGGCACUGGAUGGAUUGGGGUACGGAUGGACUACCUGACUGGCUUCAUUGGCGGCUGGGAGGUCAAACUGGAGGAGCCCAGGCCUCUCUCAAAUCCAAAAAUGAUAGGCUGGGGACCCAAGCCCAGGCAGGGGUGGCGCUGCUGUCCCUGCUGCUCAGAACAGAGCUGCUCACUCAGCUGGUGUUUUACAGACUGGAGAAGGCGUGAUGCUGUCGUGGGCGGGCAAACCUUAAACCCCCUCCACCUGGCUGAAUGCUGUUGAAAGCGGCGCCCCCAUCCCCAACCAUCACCAACCCACUCAGCUCCCAGAAGGUAGCACUGCCCACAGCAGAGGGGCCGUGUCCACAUCCAGGCCUCUGCCAUCCGACCAGAGGCUGAAUGCAGGCGGGGACACUGCUGGGGGACUCCUCUGUCUGGGGAAGCUGAAGAUUUGGGCACACCAUGGAGCCCCCUCUGCAUUUCCAGCUACAACCAGUCACUUGUUCCUGUGGCUUCUCAAGCGAGGCUUUCAGUGAGGUUAAUGAUUGGCUCUGAAGAGGAACUGAUACCAAUCACAGGAGAAAAAAAAUCCCAAGAGCAACGCAUUCCGAACCAGGCUGCACGCUGCCCCCGUCGGGUUCCUGAAUUGCGUCUCCACCUGGCCUGUUCCUGGAGAAAUUAGUGACCCAGGUUUUCCUUCGAAGUGGUCAUUUUGGAGCCAGGAGGGCACAGGGAGUGCAGAGUACGCUCUGAAAGUUGUGGGAAAGGGGGUGGGCUCAUCUCAGGAAGCCCUGGCUGUAACUUUGUGGUGGCCUUUCUCCCUGGAGUCUUUGCCCAGCACCAAUCCCAGUGACUCAUUCGCCGAAGGCUGCUGCCCCUAUGAAGUAAGGAAUGAGCUCAAAUUCUUUCCGCCUUAUUGAGGGACCUUUUACCCAAAACCCACAUCUUGUUCCCCCACCCCAGUCUUCCUCCUGGCCCCAGUGGCUUCUGCAGAGGAAGGCUCAGGUCAGGAAAUGCUGAAAAGGUGAAUGCAUGACCCAAGUGGAUAGCACCAGCCACAUCUCAGAGUCUUCCCACGUCACAGGGCUGGCGAGGAUGGGGGCUUCCUAGCCAAGUCCUCCCAGCUCUGAAAGACACUUGGUGGCAGGAUAGUGCGUGACACCCUCAGGCACACAUCCAAACGUCCCAGGGAUGUUACUUGCUCUCAAACAGCUGUUCCUUAUUUUGGGGAGUCCUGGGCCCCCAUAGGUCCACAAUGGUAGUUCUGAGGGUCGUGAAACUGUUUUCGGCAUUCCCAUGAGCCAGAUGGCAAGCAGGCCCGCACUUUCAAGGAGGCCUGUUAGCAAACCGAAUGUCAGGGUGUCUGGUCUCUGCCUGGACUGUUCCUGGAGAAAUUAGUGACACAGGUUUCAGCCUGUGCCUCAUGGGGGGAAACAUAACAGGGGAGCCAGGCACGGUGG
Cebus imitator (Panamanian white-faced capuchin) is the source of this 3692-nucleotide messenger RNA. RefSeq names its product E3 ubiquitin/ISG15 ligase TRIM25-like. The record is from RefSeq and is a predicted model, not a curated record. The transcript has 8 exons. Gene Ontology annotation, molecular function: zinc ion binding; protein binding. Lineage: Eukaryota; Metazoa; Chordata; Mammalia; Primates; Cebidae. The coding region runs from base 1 to 1917 and encodes 638 amino acids.